This is a messenger RNA of Adineta ricciae, 492 nucleotides long. The record is from the annotation of a GenBank genome assembly. Lineage: Eukaryota; Metazoa; Rotifera; Eurotatoria; Adinetida; Adinetidae.
AUGCCAAGACAAAAAUAUUGUGAACAUCUGAGAAAUCAUGAGAAAUCUACAUGUGUGCCAAAAGCAGUCAAGCCUGUGUCUAUACAGCUUUCGAACUUUUUGAUUUCUCAUUGUGAUGCGGCUCACAAUCGAAUUCUUUGGUUAUGUCCAAGAUGCCAUACAUUCGAAUCGAAGAAAAAGAUGAAUUAUCAAUCAAUGGAAGGCAACGACGAUGAAAGUUCUCCUAUCAAUCAAAAUAAAAAUUAUGAAGAUGAUAAGGAUGCUGUCGAUAUGGAUGUCAAUGAACUGAACGAAGAAGAGAAACAAAAUUCUCAUAUGGAUAAUGGUAUUAUAGCUGAAUCAGACGACGACGAUGAUAAAUCACCACAAAUGGAUGAAAGCCCAACUGAUCCCGAAUCGACAAACGAAGAGAUAGAUCAUGCUUCCUAUAUGAACUCGAAUAUAAGAAAGACAAAGCAAUGGAAGAAUUAUCAGCUGUAUUCAAAUUACUGA